GCGGGGGUGUUUUGUGGUGGGCGGGGGUGGGGCACCCCGGCGGCGGGGGUCCGGGGGUCGAACCCCUACCCUGGCUUUGCCCCCGAGGGCCCCCGCCUGACAACCCUGCAGAUGAUCACUAUCGUCUUUUCGGUCCGAACUAGCAGUUCAAUGUUUUCCAGCGUCCACAACAGGCGAUCGCGAAGAUUAAAGUGGAUUGACACGCCUCUGAGCUCAAAAAAUAACACGAUGAUCGUCAUUCCAAGUCAUGUCCCGAAGGAUAUCCGAGAAUCCCUGAUUAACGUAUUGCAUGGCUAUGAUGACGUAUUGAGUUUGGAUGGCAGCGAUAUCGGGCUAUCUACUGUAAUUGAGCACGCGAUCCUCACGGGGGAUCAUCCACCCAUUCGUUGCGCUCCGUAUCGAUACUCACCGGCACAGAGAGCCGCCGCGUUCAAAAGAAUCAAGGAGUUUGAGGCUAAUGGUUGGAUUGAGCCCGCUAUCGGACCAUGGUCGUUUCCAGUAGUGAUUGUGUCAAAGAAAGCAGGUGGAAUUCGCAUCUGUAUUGAUUACCGAAAACUGAACGAUAUCACAAUUAAAGAUGUGUAUCCUCUUCCUCGGAUUGAUGAAUUGUUGGAUGCUAUUGGUGGCGCUCGAUUCUUUAGCAAGUUUGAUAUUCGACAUGGUUUCCACCAUCUUCUGGUUCGAAAAGAAGACCGCCCGAAAACGACGUUCAUUCUUUUCGAAGGAACUUGGCAAUGGGUCAGAUGUCCGAUGGGGAUUUGCAAUGCCCCAGCCACGUUUCAGCGCACGAUGAAUAUGGCCUUCCAGAAUUUCGUGCGAAAAACGCGGCUGGCGCAAAGCAUAAUCAAUUAUUGUGUAAUUGUGUAUAUGGAUGAUAUCCUUGUGUUCUCUACUUCCUAUGAGGGACACGUGCAACACAUUGAGUGGGCACUACACGCACUCAAGGACGCAGGGUUCAAGGUGGCGGUUGAAAAAUGUCAGUUUUUCCUCACGGAAAUCUCCUUCCUCGGCCACGUCGUCACGAGCCAAGGGUUGCAACCAGAUCCUCAGAAGUUGACAGCAGUGAAAGACGCGCCUGUACCGACUUCCAUAACGCAGGUCCGCGCCUUUUUGGGUUUGGCGUCGUACUAUCGAAGGUUCGUCAAGGGAUUCACAGCAAUCGCGGGACCACUCACGAAUCUACUGAAAAAGGAUCAACCGUUGAUGUGGACCCCGCAGUGCGAUCGGGCUUUCAGAGAACUCAAGGCGGCCCUGAUUUCGGCCCCAGUCCUCAUAAGGCCGGACCCAAGAAAGCCCUUUGUUCUCAUAACCGAUUGGCAGCCGGAGGCGGUUUCCGCAAUCUUGGCUCAGGUGGGACCUGACGGUCUCGAACACGUGGUGGAAUACGCAUCUAAGAUGGUGCUGACCUGCAAGCGCAACUACGCGGCCCCGACGGGAGAGUGUUACGCAGCCUUAUGGGGGAUCAGCCACUUCCAAGCAUAUCUGUACGGUCGAAAGUUUACAUUGGUAACCGAUCACGAGCCGCUGUUGGCGCUGAAGAAAUCCAAGGAUUACUCGGGCAUGAUCGGACGAUGGGCCACCAUCCUGCAGAGCAUGGACUUUGACAUCUGUCAUCGGAAGCACGAAAAGCACGGGAAUGCUGACGGGUUGACACGACUGCACCGACCCGAGAAGGUCUUCAAGAGCGAAGAAGCUUGGAGAACGGACGUGGAAGGCGAUCUUCUCGGUUUCCUCUUCGGAUUGGUGCGACCAGGCCAUCGCCAGUCUAUCGUCCAAGAGCUCAUCGUCCCGCUCGCGCAAUUGGCUGACGAUCUCCCCCUCGACAUCGUUUCACAGAGCGACGACAGUCCCGCUCCGGACAUCGUCACGCGAACAUUGGCGCCGUAUCUCCAGUGGACCGCUUGCUUGGAGGAACCUGGGAGUGAUAGCACUCUGCCAUCACGACAGGAAUACUUGAAGCCGUACGGGAUCAUCGAUCACGCCUUCUAUCCGAAGGAGCUCGAGGCGCUUGAAGGAGAAGAGGACGUCACUGAAGAAGAGAGCGACGCCGACGAAGAAACGUCGAAGGAGGGGAGUUAUAGUGAGUACAGCGAAGGGGAGCAGAGUGAGCAGAGUGAGGAGGAGCUACAAGAAGAAGACGAAGAGGAGGAAGCAGGAUCAGAGUGGGAGGACUUGCCGGAAGAAGCGGCGCGCACAGGCACGGAAGCGGAAGAUCCCGAAGCGACACGUAGAAGGGAAGAGAUCGCCGCCGGGAAAAACCAGCUGGAGAUCGCCAGCGGGGCAAGCCUAUGCAUCAACGACGAUCCGACCAGGGAUCCAGAGCCCCCCGAGCCCGAGGAUGGCGGAUCAGCAACCGCGGCUCCGAGCACAUCGCGACGGAGACGGAGUCGAUCCCCCUCCCCCCCCGCCCCAACCCGUCCCCCAGUUCGUCCACGUACCGAUGCGGGGAAUCGGCCUUCGUCCCCGGUCAUUAUCCUGCCGUCCCCUUGAUUACCUUACCCUCUCCCAGAUCUCUACCCCCGUCACCUUUCCUCGCAACCCCUUUCCUCCCAACACUUUCGAGCACUUCUACUCCACCCGUCUCGCCGUCACCGUCCAUCCCAGCCCUUCCCUUCAAGUCGCGAACCCUACGUUCAGUCUACACGUCCUCUUGUUCAGUGCCGCGUGGCGACAAAAUAACGCAAUAAAAGCCUACUGCUUAA
This is a messenger RNA of Chara braunii, 2702 nucleotides long. The record is from the annotation of a GenBank genome assembly. Lineage: Eukaryota; Viridiplantae; Streptophyta; Charophyceae; Charales; Characeae.